Molecule: messenger RNA, 3126 nt
Organism: Hemiscyllium ocellatum (epaulette shark)
Lineage: Eukaryota; Metazoa; Chordata; Chondrichthyes; Orectolobiformes; Hemiscylliidae
Product: acid sphingomyelinase-like phosphodiesterase 3b
Exons: 8
Coding region: 150-1640 (496 amino acids)
Biological process (GO): sphingomyelin catabolic process
Molecular function (GO): sphingomyelin phosphodiesterase activity
Source: RefSeq, a predicted model, not a curated record
AUGAAAACUCCCCCUCACAAAGCUCAGAUCCACCCAAACUCUCUGGCUUUAACAUACUCCUGGGGUGGGAGGAGGGGGAGAAACUUUGCUGUACAUUUCAGCUGCUCUCUCUCUCUCUCUCUCUGUACAAAGUCAGACUCCCCUUUCCGAUGCAGGGCAGAGUCCAAGGAGUAAGGGUGAACUUCAGAAAUCCCUGGCUGCUGUCUGCCAUGCCUGUCCUUGGUUUGUUGCUGUUGUUGGUGAAUCCUGCUGUCGCUCUGUCUUCCACAGGGUAUUUCUGGCACAUCACCGAUGUGCACUGGGAUCCUGAUUACAGUGUCACUGACAACCCAUCGGCUGUGUGCCCGUCUUCAUCAGAGCCCGUGAACAACCCGGGGAAUUGGGGGGAUUAUCUUUGUGACUCUCCCUGGACUCUGAUCAAUUCAUCGAUCUACGCCAUGAAGGCUAUCCUCCCGCUUCCUAACUUCAUCAUUUGGACAGGAGAUGACACUCCGCACAUCCCUAAUGAACAACUCAGUGAGGAAGCAGUGCUGAGGAUAAUUGGGAAUGUCUCACAGCUCAUACAGCAAGUCUUCCCAGACACCAAGGUUUAUGCGGCAAUGGGGAACCAUGAUAUUCAUCCAAAGAGCCAGUUUCCUGCGAAUGGCCAUGUGCUCUACAAUCAAACUGCAGAGCUGUGGGCCCAGUGGUUGGAAGCAGCAUCAGUCGCCACUUUCCAGAAAGGUGCUUUCUACACAGAGAAGCUGCUCCAUCAGGAAGGACAGCGAAUGAUCGUCCUGAACACAAACUUCUACUACAACAAGAAUGCACUGACGGUGGAGCUCAGUGACCCUGCUGGCCAGCUCCAGUGGUUUGACGAAACCCUUUCAAGAGCCUCUACAGCAGGAGAGAAAGUUUACAUCAUCGGGCAUGUACCUCCUGGAGUCUUUGAGAAGAAAAGGGGAACACACUGGUUCCAGGAAAAAUUCAACAAAAGGUAUAUCGAAAUCAUCCAAAAACACAGCCAAGUGAUAGCAGGACAGUUUUUUGGACAUCAGCACCGUGACAGCUUUAAAAUUUUCUACUCCAAUGACGGUUCUCCCGUCAGUGCCAUGUUUAUUGCUCCGGCAGUAACCCCUUGGAAAACCACAUUAGCCGGCUUACAGAAGGGAUCACAAAAUCCCGGGAUUCGUCUCUUUCAAUAUGAUAUAGACACUCUGCAGAUCUUGGAUAUGGUGAGUUAUUAUUUGAAUUUAACUUUAGCCAAUACCCAGGCUCCACUUUGGGAAGAAGAAUACCGUUUAACAAAAGCCUUCCAAGUCCACGAUGGAACAGCUGGAUCCAUGCAAGCUGUGCUGGAUAAAUUGAGCCAGGACAAAGAUUAUUUGCAGAAAUACUACAAAUACAAUUCAGUUAGUUACGACUUGGAUCAUUGUGAUGAUUGGUGCCGGACUGAUCACAUUUGCGCAAUUAGAGAGGUCGAUUAUGCAAGGUACAAAGAUUGUAUCAAAUCUGAAGGAUCAUCCACAAUUAAUGAAAUGCAUUUGCUGUUAUGCCUUUUUGUGCUGUUGUGCAGCAUGUACUUUCCUUGCAACUUCACUGAAAUGGAAUCUUACCUCCUAGCAUGCAAAUUACUUCUUUUGAUUUUACUGUUAAUUUAAUGGCAAUAGUCACAUGGAGCUUUAACACAGGAUAGACUUUUUGGGUCAAAAGUCUUCUUUAGAUUAGAUUCCCUACAGUGUGAAAACAGGCCCUUCGGCCCAACAAGUCCACACCGACCCUCCAAAGAGCAACCCACACAGACCCACUUCCCUCUGACUAAUGCACCUAACCCUAUGGGUAAUGGGUCAAAUUCUGUGCUCUCAUACAAGUUCCCCAUACGCAGUGCAUUAAGGCACCACCAACUUUAAUAUUCAGAGAUUGUUUCAGCCUCAACUCUUGAACCGAUGGAUGUUUUGUCCACCUCAAACAUUGAGUGAAAACUGAAGACUGUCUUCUCAAAAGAUGUAACUGCAGGAUUCCAUAUAUAAGCAAUGAGCUUCAUUUUCACACCGAGAACUCAAGUUGUUUUCCAUUUAUAGAUCUACACAUAGAUUCAGCCACUGCUCUUGAUAAUAUAAAAUGUACCUGCAAAUGUUCAAAUAUUUCUCUCGGGGGAGCUGUUGACUCAGUAGUGUACAUCAGCUAUUUUAGUCCAGGCUAAGCCAAAUGGCAGCUGUCACUUUGUCAAAUAUUUCGGGACUAGGGCUCAAUUUCCUUGAUGAUUUGAACUAGAAUUAAAGCCUUUUUUUUGCAAAAAACCACAAUUCCAGUUGGCAUCUUCCUUGAAGAACAUUCUCAUUUGCUGAAGGUGGUGAACUCCACUCCACCCAAAUCCAAUGAAUAAUCAAGUGAUGGAGAGCCAUUAAAAAACUCCAAUCUUAUGCAGAACGCAUCUGUUAAGAUUCUCAGAAGAUACGGGUUGGCCACAACAGACCCAGCGCUAUAUUAUGAGCACUACCAGGUUAAAACCACUUCCAUCCAGCAAUAUAACCAUUGCUUCAGGCUGAAGUGAAACCCCAACAUCAGAGUUUGUCAAUUGAAUUCAAUAAAUAGUACGUAUCCUUCGUAAGCCAAGAUCAGUAUUGAUGACCAUGAACCAAUAGCAUUGUAAUAUCCUGUCAUGUUCACAAAAUACUUUCAGGGAAGGAAAUUCUCCAUCCACAUUCAGUCUGUGUGCAAUCUCAGACUCAUGUUGCUGCUUCACAGAUGUCCUGUGAAGUAUCUAGUGAGCUACCAAGGCUGUAUGGUGGUGGUUGGGGGGGUGCAGGGGAGAGAGGAAAUUAGGAAUGACCCCGACAGUGAUGUCUAUACUCCAAAAACUGCUCAAUAUUGUUAACCCCCUUUUUGUUCCAAGGUGCUGAGGAAUUAAAGCAAUUCCAGUUCCAGUCCCAGUGCUAGCACCGGUCACACAUUGAUGGUUAAUGCUAAAAUUUAUGGUCAAUUGUAUGUAUGUUAUACAGGCUUAAGGAUAUACCAUGACGACUGCUCUGAAUUGUAAAUAAAAAACGUGACAAGUGACUUCCUUGUCUGAGGCUUGGGUUAAAUUUCAGCUCAAUCAUGGCAAUCAUGUAGAAAUCAAGAAAAAAUAUUCCACCAGCAUGACAA